AUGACUAGAAAUGAGCCGUGGAUCUUUGCGAUUAUCGUUGUUUUAAGUCACUCGUCAUUUAAAGGGAAUUCCCGAGAAUGGACUCAAUUUGUCCCAUCCGGUACCCCAUCUCCGCCAAUCGCUUUCUAUUUUAAGGGUUAUCCAGUUUAUCCAACGCCAUCUCAUUACGAUACACCAAAAUCUCUAUCAGUGCAUAAAUACGAUGAAAUAGAUGAUCCUUAUGGUGGAGCCUCGUCGCCUACUGUUCGUCCAAUUGUUCAGCAUCCGAAAGCCGUCCUCCAAAAGCAACGUCUUGGCGGAAUCACGCAGAAAUUCGCCUCGGCCAAGACGAAAAUCAAUCCAAAGAAAUUCUCGCGUCCAAUUCAACCAAAAAUUCAUCGACACUCAGUGGAAAGGACGAAUUCAACUUCACCAAUCCAAAGAUUUGUGACUUCCAAAUCCAAAUCGCACAACGAAACAUUCGCCGAAAUGAAAUCUCAAGUCGAUCAUUUGGGAUUUCUUCCGCCAAAAAUCAACAAAUCACUGCCAGUUCACGAAUUCAAAAAAGUCGUGAAGAAUUCUCGAAAAACGACUCCAAUUCCAAUUCCAAUUCCAAUCAAUUCAAAUGCAAUUGAUUCAAUUGUGGAUUUACCGACAAGACUUCAAAGUUGGAAAGAUAAAAACAUUCACUCAAAUAAGACUAUGAAAAGACCAAUUGAUACAAAUAGAAAGAUUCCAAUUGAUCCAAAGGAAAGGAACAUUACUGUUUCUCGAGGUUUUGGCUCAGUGGAGGGAUCGAUCAGCGAGGGAAGCACUGAUGAAAUAUCUUCUGAUCCUGAUGGACCUGUUCUUUCUCCUCCUCCACCUCCAUCACUAUCCAUUCCAGCUCCCGCUUUACCCAGAUUUGAUGAACAA
This is a messenger RNA of Mesorhabditis belari, 894 nucleotides long. The record is from the annotation of a GenBank genome assembly. NCBI's taxonomy places the organism in Eukaryota, Metazoa, Nematoda, Chromadorea, Rhabditida, Rhabditidae.